Molecule: messenger RNA, 1124 nt
Organism: Amaranthus tricolor (Joseph's coat)
Lineage: Eukaryota; Viridiplantae; Streptophyta; Magnoliopsida; Caryophyllales; Amaranthaceae
Product: thylakoid lumenal 17.4 kDa protein, chloroplastic
Exons: 4
Coding region: 119-835 (238 amino acids)
Source: RefSeq, a predicted model, not a curated record
AUAAAAAUAUCUGUGCCACGUAUGAAGAUAAGCUUACUGAUAAUCCAGUAAAGCAGAAGAAAGGAAUACAGAGAAGGAUAGAAAUGCAAAUGAUAAACUUCAUUUUACAAAAUUAAAAAUGGGAAGCAUUGGCAUUUGCAGACAUCCAAAUCCAAAUGGGAUCUCUUUCAAACAUUUCUCUGAUAAACGCCAAUUUUUUUCUGCUCCAAAAUUUCCACUGUCCGUCCGCAUUAACUGCUCUGCUGUCGGAAACGGAUAUGAAAAAGAGAACUCAUCUCACUUCAAAGAACUUAGGAAUGUGGCGUUUGGCCUCCUGGCCACUUGGGCUGUCACAGCUGCCUCGCCUGUUGUAGCUGCUAGUCAGAGACUACCUCCUUUGUCUACAGAGCCCAACCGAUGUGAGCGUGCUUUUGUCGGUAACACAAUCGGUCAAGCAAAUGGUGUAUAUGAUAAGCCCUUAGAUCUUCGAUUUUGUGAUUAUACAAACGAUAAGUCUAACCUCAAGGGAAAAUCUCUAUCAGCUGCUCUUGUGUCCGAUGCUAAGUUUGAUGGUGCUGAUUUGUCUGAAGUUGUCAUGUCCAAGGCCUACGCUGUGGGAGCUAGUUUCAAGGGUACCGACUUUACGAAUGCAGUUCUAGAUCGUGUUAAUUUUGGAAAGGCAGAUCUACAAGGGGCCAUAUUUAAGAAUACCGUGUUAUCAGGCUCCACUUUUGAUGAGGCUAAUCUUCAGGAUGUCAUAUUUGAGGACACCAUUAUCGGCUACAUUGAUCUUCAAAAGCUUUGUACUAAUACAACUAUCAGUGAAGAAUCCCGAGUUGAACUUGGAUGUCGAUGAAGCAUUCGUUCUACGCACUCUUUCCACAUUUUUUUGUGAGAAAAAAUGUUUAUAAAGGGAAUACUUCAAUGCAUAUGUAGCUUUGUCAAUUGGUAUUUGUUUUGUAUAAUAGUAAAUACUGAAUAGGGAUGUCACGUACUUGGUUGUCAAUUGAAUUGAAUUUUUCAUCCCCUCAAUUUGGGUUGGAGUAUAGUCUUUUUAAUACGGUUUGGCAUGAACGACCGUAAAUUUUUAUUUUAAUAUUGUACUAUAUCUACACUUCUGGUCUAAAGAUUCGAAUUUUAACCAC